This is a messenger RNA of Fomitiporia mediterranea MF3/22, 1968 nucleotides long. Its product is annotated as CBF-domain-containing protein. The coding region runs from base 1 to 1968 and encodes 655 amino acids. NCBI's taxonomy places the organism in Eukaryota, Fungi, Basidiomycota, Agaricomycetes, Hymenochaetales, Hymenochaetaceae. The transcript has 5 exons. Gene Ontology annotation, cellular component: small-subunit processome; nucleolus; Noc4p-Nop14p complex. The record is from RefSeq and is a predicted model, not a curated record. Gene Ontology annotation, biological process: ribosome biogenesis.
AUGGUGGUCUCCUCGCUCAACUCAAAUACGCAGGCAAGGAAACGAAAAUCCUCUGCGAAUGGCAGUAGGCACGAUGGUUCGACGGCAAAAUCCAUCAAGGAUCUGGAGGACGCUGUUUCCGCUGCACUUACCUCCAAUGCUUCACUCAACCCCCUCUCCGACCUCCUAAAGACUGCAGCAUCUCCAGAAGACUCUGAUGUUGCGCUCAAAGCGAUGUUCGCGCUAUAUCGAUUGUUCAUUUUGAUCUCGCAGAAGGGUAUUCUCUCAGCACAAGACGACGAGGACGCUGGACGGAAAACGGUACGCGCUUGGAUUAUUGCCCGGCUAGACUCCUUCACAGAUUUGCUCUGUGGGCUACUACAAUACGAAGAAAAGACCCUUCGACUUUCUGCGUUGCGAAUUCUCUUUUCACUCCUCCGUCAGAUGUCAUCUAUCAUUCCAACCGACAGCUCAUCUACCUCUUCAACAACGACGCUGCGAUUCGACGUUCCUUUCUUUCAAAAAAUAGUUCGCGCUCUUCUCCUAUGUCCGUCAUCCGCACGAGAACCCAUGCCUAAGCGGACGAGGCGCUCGCAGAGUUCAGUCGAAGCGGGUAACGAGAUACAUGCAGACGUUCGCGAUUUGCUCCUCGAAACGUGGCUUAAUGUCUACGCAGAUAUCCGAUGGUUCUUCCUACGGGAGACGGCGUACGUCGUUAUAUUAGAAAACGAGGGUCUUGUCGCUUCUCACCCCUACCUUCCCGCUAAUGCAUUGACCAUUCUCGAGAAACUCACUGGAAUUCCGUCCUCUUCUGAUACGAGCUUUAAGUUUACCAAAAAUCACUUCUGGGUUGAAGCGCUCAAUACCAAGCCCAAGCUCAGUAAGAAAGGCAAGACCGGGCCUUUGUCAGACUCGGAAUCCGAAUCGGACGUUGAAGGGGAGAAGCAGAAUGUUGAUGACUGGCGCGCAUUUUUUGAGGAGCCAAAGCAAGAGACAGGGAAGAAGAGUUACGCAAGUGGAGGAAGGCGACUAUACACUCUACCUAUCCAUGCGCAACUCCAUGCACCCGCAGCGCAUCGUGCAGUAUUCACGCGAGCCUGGCUUGCGCUUCUCCCCCUCCUGUCGCGUGGCGGUGAAGUCUUUUUGUCGUCUGCGAAAGCGGGUGACGACCAGGAAGACCUAGCUCUUGUAGCCCGAGUAUUGGUGGUACUGCACCGAGGCGUUCUCCCGUAUUUGACACGACCUGUCCUAAUUAUGGACUGGGUCGGCUCGUGUGUCGACCAUGGCGGGUAUGUUGGACUACUCGCGCUCAAUGCGCUCUUCGUCCUCAUGCGAGAAUACAACUUAGACUAUCCUUCCUUCUAUACGCGUUUAUAUGUGUUUCUGGAUCGCAACGUCCUGCACACACGACAUCGCGCCCGAUUUUUCAGACUAACGGAGCUCUUCCUUAGCUCUUCACAUCUUCCAGCUACCCUCCUUGCCUCCUUUGUUAAACGUCUCGCUCGUCUCUCGUUAAGUGCGCCGCCCGCAGGAGUCAUCAUCGCCAUCCCGUUUAUAUACAACAUCCUGAAGCGCCAUCCAGUUUUAAUGUGUAUGAUUCAUCGUCCUAUCGACUCUACCGAGGAAAAAGGAGAAGAUUCAUUCAACGAGAACGAACCCAACCCGACGCUAACGAAUGCAUUGGGUUCAUCCCUCUGGGAAGUCGCCGCACAUAGGCAGCACUACCAUGCACCCGCAGCAACCCUGGCGCAUAUUUUUGAAGAAGCAUUCACGCGGCCCGGCUUCUCAAUGGAGGAUUUUCUAGAUCAUACGUACACUACUCUUUUCGAGACCGAAGUCAAUCGUAAAAUAAAGAAGGAACCAGCCGUCUUAGAGUAUGAGCUCGAACAUUCAAGACCAAUGAUUAUUCGAUUGUCUGAAGAACAGGAACCUGGUUCACUCACUCAACCAGACGCAGACGUCGCGAGUACACUUUGGGUAUUCGGGUAG